Molecule: messenger RNA, 1578 nt
Organism: Tetrapisispora phaffii CBS 4417
Lineage: Eukaryota; Fungi; Ascomycota; Saccharomycetes; Saccharomycetales; Saccharomycetaceae
Gene: ERG5
Product: C-22 sterol desaturase
Exons: 1
Coding region: 1-1578 (525 amino acids)
Biological process (GO): sterol metabolic process
Molecular function (GO): heme binding; oxidoreductase activity, acting on paired donors, with incorporation or reduction of molecular oxygen; monooxygenase activity
Source: RefSeq, a predicted model, not a curated record
AUGGCUGAAGUCAUUGUUAACAGAGUUGCUCAAAAUGCUACUGAUGCAAUCAUUCAGAACCAAUCUGUUCUAAGCUCAAUUCAAGAAAUGUCAUAUUGGAAAAUUUUCUUCACUUUUAUUUCCGUCGUAUUGGUUUGGGACCAAGUCUCUUAUCAAAUUAAAAAAGGUUCAAUUGCCGGUCCAAGGUUUAAAUUCUAUCCAAUCAUCGGUCCUUUCUUGGAAUCAUUAGAUCCAAAAUUCGAAGAAUACAAAGCUAAGUGGGAUUCUGGUGAAUUAUCAUGUGUCUCUAUCUUCCAUAAAUUCGUCGUCAUCGCCUCCACUAGGGAUUUAUCAAGAAAAAUCUUGCAAGCUCCAAAGUAUGUCAAACCUUGUGUCGUCGAUGUUGCCAUUAAAAUCUUAAGGCCUUCCAAUUGGGUCUUCUUAGAUGGUAAGGCUCACACCGACUACAGAAGAUCAUUGAAUGGGUUGUUCACUAAAGCCGCUUUAGCUAAAUAUUUACCAAGUCAGGAAAAAAUUAUGGACAAAUAUAUUGAAAAAUUCGUUGAAUUCUCAAAGGAAACUGAUUAUGAACCUCGUGUCUUCUUCCAUGAAAUGAGAGAAAUCUUAUGUGCCUUGUCUUUAGGUUCCUUCUGUGGUGACUGGAUCACUGAGGAUCAAGUCAGAGGAAUCGCUGAUGAUUACUAUUUGGUCACUGCUGCGUUGGAAUUAGUCAAUUUCCCAAUUAUCUUGCCAUUCACAAAGACUUGGUACGGUAAGAGAACCGCUGAUGCCGCUAUGAAGAUUUUCGAAAAUUGUGCUCAAAUGUCAAAGGAUUACAUUGCUAAAGGUGGUGAACCAAAGUGUGUUAUGGACGCUUGGUGUAAAUUAAUGCAUGAUGCUAAGUACAAGAACGAUGAAGAUUCAAGAUUAUUCCACAGAGAAUUCUCUAACAAAGAAAUUUCUGAAGCUAUUUUCACUUUCUUAUUUGCCUCUCAAGAUGCUUCCUCCUCUCUAGCUUGUUGGUUAUUCCAAAUUGUUGCUGACCGUCCAGAUGUUUUACAAAAAAUUAGAGAAGAACAAUUAGCCGUUAGAAACAAUGACAUGAACACUGAAUUAACUAUUGACUUAAUUGAAAAAAUGGAAUACACCAGCAUGGUUGUCAAGGAAACUCUACGUUAUAGACCACCAGUCUUAAUGGUUCCAUAUGUUGUCAAGAACAAUUUCCCAGUUACUCCAUCUUACACUGCUCCAAAGGGUGCUAUGUUGAUUUCCACUUUAUAUCCAUCUCUACAUGAUCCAGAAGUUUAUGACGAUCCAGAAGAAUUCAUCCCAGAAAGAUGGGUCGAAGGUUCGAAGGCUAACGAUAACAAAAAGAAUUGGUUAGUCUUUGGCUGUGGUCCACAUGUCUGUUUAGGUCAAACUUAUGUUUUGAUCACUUUUGCUGCAUUAUUAGGUAAAUUCGCCUUACACACCGAGUUUGAACAUAAGGUUACUCCAUUAAGUGAAAAAAUUAAGGUAUUUGCUACUAUCUUCCCUAAGGAUGAUUUAUUCAUGUCUUUCAAGAAGAGAGACCCAAUUACCGGUGAAGUUACCGAAUAG